Clonostachys rhizophaga is the source of this 1434-nucleotide messenger RNA. NCBI's taxonomy places the organism in Eukaryota, Fungi, Ascomycota, Sordariomycetes, Hypocreales, Bionectriaceae. The record is from the annotation of a GenBank genome assembly.
AUGUCAGAAUUUGUAUCAGAAAAGAGCCCAAACGGCAUUGAGUCAACAGAUGUUGACUCUCGAGAUGAGACAUCCAGGUUGGACGCGGCAUCUGUGCGCCGUCUUGUUCGCAAGACUGAUCUCAUUCUGAUGCCAAUCCUGUCGUUGGCGUAUUAUACACAUACACUUGAUCGUGCCAAUCUUGGGAAUGCGAAGACGGCAGGCAUUGAAGCCGACCUUGGCAUGGUGGGAAACCAGUACAAUCUACUACUCGUCGCAUUCUACAUUACAUAUUCAUUGAUGAAUAUCCCAUGGACGAUCACGGCGAAGAGAUACAAUCCGGCUGUUAUCAUGCCCAUUCUCAUAGCCGGAUGGGGUACUUGUACCCUUGCCAGUGUAGCCUCGAGAAACUUUGGCGACUUCGUAGCUUGCAGAACACUCAUGGGUGUUUUUGAAGCUGCCUUUCUUCCUUGUGCGGUGUAUUACUGCUCCUUGUUUUAUACGAGACGCGAACUUGGAUUCCGAACUGCCAUUUUCUACCAAAUGGGUGUCAUUGCCUCAGCUACGAGCGGAUUAAUCUCUUGGGGUGUAUUUCAGUGGCAUAAAUCACUCAAGGGCUGGCAAUACCUAUUUAUUAUCGAGGGGUCCAUAACCAUUGGCAUCGCGGUGGUCCUUCUUUGUGUCUUGCCAAGAAGCCCAGAAAAGUGUCGCUGGUUUUCCGAAGAGGAGAAAGCACUGGCCGUGUAUCGAUUGCAGCAAGACUCGCAAGACGAGGAUAAGAAGCUCAGAGCUUCUGAUGUAAAGAAACAGCUCCUCCAUGGCCCUUCGUGGGUAUUCGCAGCUCUCGCUUUCCUUCAUGGCGUCGGUUUCUCGAGCUCGUCCAAUUUCUUGCCUGUCAUCAUUAAAAGGCUUACACAGGAUACCGCCAAGGCCAACCUGUACACCAUCGGCCCCAAUUUAUCUUCAGCAGUCGUAUUGUUAUCUUCUAGCUUCCUAUCUGAUCGGUACGCCCAGAGAGCCCUCUAUGCCAGCGGCACUCUUGUCGUGUCUCUAAUUGGUUUUGUGCUCCUCGGCACCUUGGACCUCGUCAACUUGGUGGAAGUCGGAUACUUCCUGACAUUCCUCCUGACCUUUGGGGUAUUUACUCCGGGACUUCUCACUCCCGUGUGGCUUUCCUCCAACAUUCCAACUACAACUGGGCGAGCCGUGGCACUGGGGAUGAGCUACAUGUCCCAGAACCUGGCUGGAAUCGUUUCCUCACUCAUCUUUCGGAACCAAGAUGCACCGGUUUAUCGCCCGGCGCUUAUUACCGCUGCGGUAUGCCAGGCUGGUUAUAUUGUGUUGUCCUUGGUGUUGAGACAGUACUACAUACGCAUUAAUCGCAAGCUUGACUCUGGUGAGCUUCCACACGCGGAGGGGAUGGAAAACAACAAGGAGUAUAGAUAUGCGAUAUAG